AUGGGCAACGAAGCGUCCAAGUCCCGUGGCACGGCGCCGCCAAGUGAUAAAGCCUGCCAGGGCCCACAGUUGGAGGCGACAGUCAACUCUGGCGAUGCUACAGCACCUACCGCGAAGGCGUCCUCUGACAAAGCCAACAAGGCGAUAAAUGUUGCCAGCCCUCUCUCCCCAGUCGGCGCCCUGGCACAGGCGGUACCACCAAGCACCUCGAGCAACCCUGCGGCAGCUCCCACCUGCCUCAUAGCGCGGUCGGCCGAGACGUCGCCACUGAAGUCGACGAGUGGUGCGAUAGACACCUUCGGCUCGUCAGUACCGUGCUACGUGGAUGCCAAGAGCAUGGUGUACACGCUUCCCUGCUUUGUCGCGGAGAACUGCCUGAACAGCACGACAAGCGGCGGUGCUGGUUCACGGAGUCAGCCAAUCGCGAUGCGGACGGCUGCCUCACAGCCGAUGCUGAUUACCUCUUUCGGCAGCGACUUACGUCUGGGUGCCCCAUCCUCGCCGCUUUCCCCAUCCCGCCGGCACUUCCCCGGCGCGAAUGGGUCGAACCUCAUCGCCAUCCCGACAUACAACCCAAACACCCCCACCGCGGUGGAGGAUCUCUCCAGAAGCUCACCAGUGCUCAAAUCGUACCGACAGCACUCCUUCUCCCACUCAAAGCGCGAUUCAUGUAUGGACAAUUCCCCCACCACCCCAUGCAUGGCCGCCCACAGCUUCUCAUCCUUCAACUUCAGAACGGCAGAUGCUCUGGGGACGAUGAGCAUGGCUAACUCGUUCUCGUCUGAAUCUCGCAGCAGCUCGUCCAGCAAGGCGAUCCACACAAAGUUCCUCGAGAUCACCGGGCACCCGCUGGGCUUGGAGAACUACGGCAGCACCUGCUACUGCAACUCAGUUAUUCAGCUUAUCUACCAUUGCACCCCACUGCGACUGCGACUGCUCGAGCUGCACCGCGUCUACCUCACGAAGAAGGGAAAGUCCGGCUUCGAGGAGGAUACUGUGCUCUUCCAACUCUGCAACCUCAUCGCUGUUAUGCACAAGUCCAAUAACCGCACCAAGGGCAAGUACCCGCGCGAGAAGAUCGCAACCAAAGACCUGCUGAGCUGCGUGCGCGCAAAGAACAAGGUCUUCGACAACGACAUGCAGCAGGACGCACACGAGUUCACCAUGUUUCUGCUGAACGACAUCUGGGACACAGAGCAGCGCAUCAUGGCCGACCCCGCUAACGUGAACCUCUUCCUCCAAUACGAGGCCUCGAUGAAGAAGAAGGGCUUGUCAUCCUUCUCCUGGAAGCACAGCAAGGAUAAAUCGAUCAGUAGCCACAGCCAGAAGGGAAGCAAGCUCUACAAGACGUCCUUGGCAGCAGCCACGAACAGCAACGCCGCCACGGACGGCGAUAAGAUGGUGGGUAUUCAGAAGCCCUUCAGCGGGGAGCUUACCCCUCUCCAGGUAAUCCUACAAGGCCAGUUUGGCUCUCUCACCGCCUGCCUCGAGUGUGAGAACGUGACCGCCCGAGAUGAGGUCUUCAUGGACCUCAGUCUCGAGACGGAACAGGGGUCGUCCCUCCUCCGCUGCCUCGACCACUUUGGUGACCCCGAGUACUUCUGGGGAAAUAACAAGCUGCGCUGCGAGGAGUGCAAGAUGGCGGUGCGCGCUGCCAAGACCAUUCACGUCCAGCGGCUGCCGCAGUACGCGCUCCUCAUUCACCUCAAGCGGUUCCAGUACGACGUGAAGAAGCAAAUCUUCACAAAGAAGGCGGACCACGUCGCGCUGCCGAUGCAGAUGGACGUGGCCGAGUACCUGACGGACUCGGAGGUGAUUGAGCAGACCCUGCGCAACGAGCAGGCGCGCAGGCAGAAAAACGGCAGCGAUGACGCGGGCAACAACGACAACAGCCGCCGAAAGGAAGACGGGACAACCGCAGACUCAUCGCCGGACACAUUCAAGCCAGCCUCGGAGGAAGUGCGCCGCAAGCUUCGCGGCAUCGCCCGCCACAAGGCGCGCUUCGAGCUGACUGGCUUCGUCGCCCACAUCGGCGAGGGACCGAACUCUGGGCACUACUUUACAUGUGUCCGCUACGGUCCUCAGUUGUGGCGCCGCUUCGACGACGAGACUGUGUCGACGAUGGUCGAGCGGGAUGUGAAACAGUACUUCGGUGUUCCAUCCGACGCCGUCGGCGUGGUCACGGCGACAGCGUACAUCCUGCUCUACGAGCGGGUUGCCUAG
Leishmania braziliensis MHOM/BR/75/M2904 is the source of this 2223-nucleotide messenger RNA. RefSeq names its product putative ubiquitin hydrolase. NCBI's taxonomy places the organism in Eukaryota, Euglenozoa, Kinetoplastea, Trypanosomatida, Trypanosomatidae. Gene Ontology annotation, biological process: protein deubiquitination. The record is from RefSeq and is a predicted model, not a curated record. Gene Ontology annotation, molecular function: cysteine-type deubiquitinase activity; cysteine-type endopeptidase activity. The transcript has a single exon. Bases 1 to 2223 code for a protein of 740 amino acids. Gene Ontology annotation, cellular component: cytosol; nucleus.